UCGAUUGAUGUUGCACUUUUAAUAAUCUGCAUUCAUUAUUUAAACCACAUUAAAGUGAGAUAUACCUGUAAAAUGUCAGAUUUAAAGGCAAACAGGAAGUAAACGAGGUUUAUCCCUGACCUUUGCCAUUGACGCGUGCCGUUUGACGCGCAACGUGCUGGCUUUGAUCACACCGACUGCGUGAGCUCUCGCGCGCUCUCUGUCUUGUCUCGAGACGCAACAUCAUCGCAGUGUGAUGGCGGAGUGAUUUGUCCUCGAGCCCAAACCGGUCCCUCCCUUCUUUGUCAGAGAGAGAGAGAGAGAGAGAGAGAGAGAGAGAGAGAGAGAGAGAGAGGAAGAAAGAAAGGAUGAGAGAAGCCGCUCGUGACGCUGAGAUGUACCGGAGAAGCGGGAGAGAAAAAAUCUAAAUACAAGACAGAAGAACAGACGACAUACAAUUACAUCACAGACAGAGAACCGAGUCGAUCAGGGUACCGGGAGCAGUGAUGGGGUGUGACACGACCCGAUAUUUACACCGAUAAACAGAUGUUAAAGGGGGAGGAAGCGCUCAUCAUCAUCAUCAUCCCUUGUGACCGGUUGAGACUGACGUGAUGUGAUCGGAACGUGCGCGAGACGCCGCCGUUAUGGCCGAGGAGGCGGAUGUAGAGGCGGAUGCAGGUGCUACCGGCUGCACAGACAAGUAUGAGGAAUACGAGUGCAAGAUCUGCUACAACUACUUUGACGUGGACCGGCGCGCGCCUAAGAUCCUCGAGUGCCUGCACACGUUCUGUGAGGAGUGUCUGCACGCGCUGCACCUGCGUGAGGAGCGGCCGUGGCGCGUCACGUGCCCUGUGUGCCGCCACCGCACGCCCGUGCCAGAUUACCGGAUACGCAACUUGCCCAACAACACCAAGGUCACGGAGGACUUCCCACUGCGCGUGGACGUGGAUGUCGACCCCGUGCCGCAGGACGCGCUGCCGCCGCACCCGCCGCCGUUGCAUCCAGCGCUUGCGGUCCUGCGGCGCGACGAGGCGUCCAGCGCGUCCGGACCGAGUCGCCACGUGCACGCGACCCCGUCCACCACGGCUUCCACAGCCACCAUGACGCUCUCGCAGGACUCGGUGGUGUCGCGCCGUGAUAGCUGCCAUGAGGGCUGUUGCAGGCGGCUCGCGCUCACAGCAGGCUGCGCGUGCGUCGCGUUCUCGUUCGUGGCUAUGCUCGCGCUGCUCUUCGCCGGCCUUGUGUUCGUGCACGGAAACUCCGGGGACCGGCCGCCGUCUCCCGCAGGUCCCGUGUGCCUGUCGGUCGCGAGCGUCCUCGCCAUGGUAUCCGUGGUGGUUACGUGGCUGCUCUGCUGGCUGAAAUACAGACCGGAGCACGAGGCGACCGGCCGCGCCUCGACAACGAGCAACAACAGCAGCCGGAGAAACGCCUAAGCUCUGUGUGUGUAUGUGCGCGCGCGCGUGGACGUGUGUUAUUGUCGCUCACGUGUAUUAUUACUCUCUCCUCAUGAUUAAUUAGAGCUGAUGGACUUUUAACUAUUAUUCCUUCCUAUGCACUUAAACACGACUGACAAUCUCUUUCUCUCCCCCCCCACACACACACACACACACACACACACACACACACACACACACAGACACAGACACACACACACACACACACACACACACACACACACACACACACACACACACACACACACACACACACACACACAGAGACACACAGAGACACACACACACACACACACACACACACACACACACACACACACACACACACACACAAUCUGGGACAGAUGUGCGCACGUGCUGAGUCCCACAUCACAGAUUUUUGACCAGUGCUACAUUUAUGUAUCAGAAAUCAACCUGACCCAUAAAUGACUAAGCUAUUACACAAGACUAAAGAAUCAUUCAGGAAUCAAUCACAAACGAUUCAAGAUGUUUAAAGCAUCUCUGAAAGUAAAGAAUUAUUGUUUCAUUUGUUUUUUAUAUCCAUACCAACAAACACCAUUUUGCUUCAUCACUAAUAUUAGCAAGUCAAAGUUUUCUGCUUCAGUGUUUCCAGGUCUCACACAAUUCAACGUAUUUAUAGAGAUCAGAUCAAUUCUGCUUCUAUUUUUUAUUCCCAAACAUUUUUUUCUUAUUAUUACUGUUAAGAACAUUUAAUAUCUAUAACAUUAUAACCAGCAGAAAAAGAGCUGAUCGUUUAAACCUGCUGUGUUGAGAUGCUGAUCAUGAUUAUGGUUUUUAAUAGCUGAUUUAUUUUUGGUCAAAUUUGUGAUUUUUUUCAUUUUAAAUUAAGAUUUUUGUGAUUUUUUUACAGAUUGAUAAUAUAAUAUAAAUAUAAAAAAGAAAUACAUUGAUGGCAGUGUAAAAGCUGUUAGGGUGGCAAUGUAGAAAUACCAACUGUAUUUUCUAUACAUUCCGUUUUAAAGCUAUUUAUGAUGCUAUUUUUUUUAACGCCGAGGAAUUGUCGAAGUUUUUAGAUCGUUGUUAAAUCUUUCGGUACAUCGGAGCACUUUUAACCCUUUAAACUUCCCCUCACCUUCUCGGUACAGAUUCGGUUUGUUUGUAUAAAGUUUGUGUGAUAAUAUUUCUUUCGAAAUUAGGGUUAAAACAUUCAGGGGGACUUUAAAUUCAGCACUGAUGAUGCAAACGUGACGGUUUUGGGGCCAAAGUUAGCUGAAAAUACACUGCAUGUAAUAAUAGGUGAGUGCACACACACACACACACACACACACUCUCUCUCUCUCUCUCUCACACACUCACACACACACACACUCUCUCUCUCUCUCACACACACACACACACACACUCCUACACUCACAAUUACUCACACACACACUCACACCAAGAAUAGAAUUAAGACCUUAGACCAUAUUAAUGCACUAUGAAGUUUAUUAAAUAAAACCCACUUUGUAGUGCACUAUACCUUCCAUUUGGGAUUCGUCCUGGUGAACACUUUCAGUAACUGCCUUCCUCUUAAACCAUGUACAGUAUUCAUUCUCUCUCUCUUUCUCUUUCUCUCUCUCUCUCUCUCUCUCUCUCACACACACACACACACACACACACACACACACACACACACACACACACACUUCCUGUAUAUAUUCUGCCUUACUGUGUUCUGUAGAGAUUAGACUGUGUGUGGGUGUGUGUUUGUGUCCUACUCAUGGGUCUGUAUGUACAUAUGAUAACAACUUCCUCUCUUUACACACCUGAACGGUAAAACGAUUAAAACACUGAGACAUGAAGCCUUUAUCUUUUGGGUCUUUCCUAUAGACACAAUUGUCACAAUGAUGUGAGUGGAGAGGUGACAAUACUUUGUGCAGAGAGAACAGUAACUGAUUGUAUUUGUAUAGUGAGCGAUAAGGAAGGUGAUAAAUCUGAUCCUAACUGGCAUGUAGAGUCGCGAGUGCGGUUAUUACAGGUUUUUUCAUGCUAUUAUUAAACAUUUAAAUGUUAACUAAAUUAAAACACACACAAUUAAUCGUAGUGUCGGGAUGAAGUUAUAUCAGUUCGUGAUAUAUUUUAUGACAAGCUGAUUUUAUGCAAGUAUUUAAAACAUGGUGGUUAUUAAAAAAAAAGAAAAGAAAAAAAAAAAGUCGUUUUUGUGUUUGCUCUUGCUCGCCCUCUAGUGGACAGAUUCGGUUACUGACCUGAACUUCAGCCAAUCAACUAAUUAUUACAAAGGCACCAUGUAGUAGGGUAAUAAUACUGGCUUGUAUGUGGUGUACAAUGGGCAUUCACUAAAGUCCAGGGGUUUCGUUACCAUGACGUAAAGUGGGCGUGUUUCCGGAGGUCUUGGAAAAACGCCCUCUUUCAAAAAACAAGAGCAUACAACGAAGGACAAAAUCAUCAUACAGGUAGAUUUAUUUUAGAAAACAAACAACACAAAACUAUGGUUAUGGUUAAGGUUAGGGAUUAUCAAAUAGGCCACGCCUACCUGAUGACACAAUAUCUAUUAUGCG
Tachysurus fulvidraco (yellow catfish) is the source of this 3955-nucleotide messenger RNA. RefSeq names its product E3 ubiquitin-protein ligase RNF186. Gene Ontology annotation, molecular function: ubiquitin protein ligase activity. Bases 624 to 1415 code for a protein of 263 amino acids. Gene Ontology annotation, biological process: protein ubiquitination. The record is from RefSeq and is a predicted model, not a curated record. Lineage: Eukaryota; Metazoa; Chordata; Actinopteri; Siluriformes; Bagridae. The transcript has a single exon.